Messenger RNA from Raphanus sativus (radish), 2307 nucleotides. RefSeq names its product U-box domain-containing protein 6. The record is from RefSeq and is a predicted model, not a curated record. NCBI's taxonomy places the organism in Eukaryota, Viridiplantae, Streptophyta, Magnoliopsida, Brassicales, Brassicaceae. Gene Ontology annotation, cellular component: nucleus; cytoplasm. Gene Ontology annotation, biological process: protein ubiquitination. Gene Ontology annotation, molecular function: ubiquitin-protein transferase activity.
AUGGAUGUAAGCGAGGUCGAGGAGAAUUUGUUUGCUGCUAGUGAUGCCAAGUUACAUAGAGAUAUGUGCAAGGAACUAUCUGCAAUUUAUUGCAAAGUACUGUCCAUCUUCCCUUCCUUGGAAGAGGCAAGACCUCGGAGUAAAUCAGGGAUUCAAGCCUGGUGCUGCUUACAUAUUGCACUCGAGAAGGCAAAGAACAUUCUUCAACACUGUUCCGAGUCUAGCAAACUUUACUUGGCUAUUACUGGGGAUGCUGUAUUGUCAAAAUUUUAGAAAGCAAAAUUUGUGCUUAUUGACAGUCUUAGACGUGUAGAAGAUAUUGUUUCUAUCUCAAUUGGGUCUCAUAUUUUGGAGAUUGUUGGUGAACUAGAGCACACCAAGUUCUUGCUGGAUCCAUCAGAGAAGGAAGUUGGUGAUAGAAUCAUUGCUUUCUUGCAACAAGGCAAGAAAUUUGACAACGGCACUAACAACUCCGAGCUUGAAAUUUUCCACCAAGCAGCUACUAGACUCAGUAUAAUUUCUUCUAGAUCAGCUCUGGCUGAGCGGCGAGCUUUAAAGAAACUCAUUGACAGGACACGUGCGGAAGAAGACAAGCGGAAAGAGUCGAUUAUAGCUUACCUCUUGCAUCUCAUGAGAAAAUACUCCAAGCUCUUCAGAAAUGAGAUUACAGAUGAGAAUGACUCUCAGGGUUCGCCACCAUCUUCUCCCACUUGUAAUGAAGACCCUGUACAUCAUGCGUUUGGGUGUCAACUAUCUAAGUUCGGUUCUAUUAAUAUUCAGAAGUCAGGACAGGCUCCCACUACACCAGAAGAACUGAGGUGUCCCAUAUCUUUGCAGCUUAUGUGUGAUCAUGUCAUUAUUGCUUCAGGACAGACUUAUGAACGGGUCUGCAUCGAGAGAUGGUUCAAUGAUGGACAUAACUCUUUUCCGAAGACUCAACAGCAGCUCCCACAUCUUUCCCUGACUCUCAAUUACUGUGCUAAAGGUCUGAUUGCGAGCUGGUGUGAACAGAAUGGGAUCUCAGUCCCUACUGGACCACCAGACUCUUUACCACCUCAAUACUAGAGACUGGCCCUGUCUGUCAUUGAAUCCGCCAAUUCAAAGUCAGUUGAUCGUUUAGGAUCAUGCAUACCGAAGGCUGUUAAAACUGUUCUGUUGGAGGAGAGUGGUACUAUUGUUUCCGAACAACAACAAGACAAAGAAGAGGUCCAUGUGGCUGAUGAGGAGGCUUCUGAUAUCAAUGUUCUAGAAAAGUAUCAGGAUAUAUUGGCUAUCUUGGACAAGGAAGAAAACUUAGUUAAAAAGUGCAAAGUAGUAGAAAAUGUCACGCUGUUGCUGAAGGAUGAUGAAGAGGCCAGGAUCCUCAUGGGAGCCAAUGUUGUUGAAGCGUUUUCACGGUUUCUAGAAUCAGCUGUUCAUGAAAACAAUGCAGCCGCACAAGAAACUGGAGCUAUGGCUCUGUUUAACUUAGCAGUCAACAAUAACAGAAACAAAGAGUUGAUGCUAACUUCAAGAGUCAUCCCCCUGCUGGAGAGAAUGAUCUCUUGUUCCCACUCCCAAGGGCCAGCAACUGCGUUGUAUCUAAACCUCUCCUACCUGGAGAAAGCCAAGCCAGUGAUUGGUUCAAGUCAAGCAGUUCCCUUCUCCAUGAAACUACUUGUUCAGGGAGAAAACACUGAGCCACAACGCAAGCUAGACGCCCUUCACGUCCUCUACAACCUUUCAACCUACUCUUCCAAUAUCUCCACUCUCCUCUCAUCUAACAUAAUCAAAAGCCUCCAAUUCCUUGCGUCAACAGGUGACCACUUGUGGGUAGAGAAGUCACUAGCCGUGUUACUAAACCUAGCCUCUAGCCAGGAAGGGAAUGAAGAGAUGAUAUCAUCACAAGGCAUGAUCAACACUCUUGCAACGGUGCUAGACAUUGGGGACACGAUUGAAUAAGAGCAAGCCGUUUCUUGCCUUGUGAACCUAUGCACAUGAAGCGAGCGGUGUAUCCAGAUGGUUCUACAAGAAGGAGUGAUUCCGUCUCUGGUUUCAAUCUCGGUGAACGGAAGUCCCCGAGGAGGAGACAAAUCUCAGAAGCUUCUGAUGAUGUUCAGGGAACAGAGGCAACGAGAACAGCCAUCUCUAAACAAAUAUGAAACUCCCAGGAACAUCGUAUCUGCACCGUUACCAAUGUCUGUACCUGCUCAAGGUUCAGUUCAAGAGUCUGACUUAAAACCUUUCUUCAAAUCAAUCUCAAGAACGAAAACAUUUACAAGACCAUUCAGCUUUCUCUGGAAGAAAAGAUACUCGCUCCACCAUUAA